Molecule: messenger RNA, 804 nt
Organism: Alternaria ethzedia
Lineage: Eukaryota; Fungi; Ascomycota; Dothideomycetes; Pleosporales; Pleosporaceae
Exons: 1
Coding region: 1-804 (267 amino acids)
Source: RefSeq, a predicted model, not a curated record
AUGUCUUCUGUCGACCCUGACAACACACAUCCCGAGGGCGAACACAGCGCAGAUACUGCCGACCUCCCGAUCUUCGGUCCGCCCACAGCGGAGGAGCUUCACAAGCAGCUCGAAGCACAAGUUUCAGAGAAGGACAAGCAACAUCACGUCUUCGCUGCCGAGCUCGCCAAAAUCGAACAAGACUACCAAGCCGCGCUCGCGAAUAACGCCGAUCCCUCUGCCGUCCGUCACUACGAAGAAGUCAAGCAAGCGCAUACGGCACAGGGAGAGCAAUGUCUCAAAGAGUUAGCCGAGCUCAUGCAACAAUGUCUAUGCGCGCGCAGAGGAGCGACAGCUUAUCUCAAGAAGAACAAUCAAAGAUUGAAGGCUCAGGUCCAGAGGUUGAAGGAUGAAGCAAAGGAAUGGGAGGCAAAACACGAAGAAGCAAAGAAGAAGAAGGAAGAGCGGGCGAGAGUUGAGGAGGAAAAGAAGUGGUGGCGGAGUCUGACAGCUGAGGAAAGGAAGAGGAUAAUUCAAGAGUGGAAGGCCGAGAACAUCGUUCUGCACCAGCAAAACGCUGUUUUGGAGAAGAAAAACGCUAUUCUGACUGCUAAGCUGAAAAGGAUCGCCGUUCUGAGGAGGAAAAAGGCCGUUCGGGUGGUUGCGCAAGAAGCUUUGGAGAUCGAGAACGAGGUCGUGGAAGCCAGAAACAAGAUUGAGGACGCCCAUAUUGCACGCUGGGACGGAAUAUUCGACUGGCACGAUGAAGCACUCUUGAGGUACUGGGUUUACAAGAUGCUUGAGGAACUUGGGAUGCGUUACUGA